Molecule: messenger RNA, 2883 nt
Organism: Prunus armeniaca (apricot)
Lineage: Eukaryota; Viridiplantae; Streptophyta; Magnoliopsida; Rosales; Rosaceae
Source: the annotation of a GenBank genome assembly
AUGUUUGCAAUGCCUUGCAAACCAACAAAACUAAAUUAUGCUUCACUUUUCAAACAACCCUUUCCUCAAUUUAUUCUAGAAGAUGAGAUUUCACGUCUACAUGGUGCUGACUGCAACAUAAUACGCACACAACCUCUUCGUAUUUUUGCUGUGUCUGUUGCUGCUCGUAUAUCCUCUGAAAGGGAAGAGAAUCUUGGUGAAACUGUUGACUGUGGAAGGGCAAAGGAAACCAGUUAUGAUGCUUUAAACAAGUUGGCUUGUCUAUUACCAUCAUGGAUUUCAAAGGCUUCAGCACAUGAGAGGCGAGAGCGUGCUGGCCGUGUGCAGCCUGGAUUUUGUUACAGACUAUAUCCAAAAAUGAUCCAUGAUGCAAUGCUCCAAUAUCAGUUACCUGAAAUUCUCCGAAAACCUUUGCAAGAGCUAUGCCUCCACAUCAAAAGUUUGCAGCUUGGAGCUGUUGGGUCUUUUUUGGCUAAAGCACUUCAGCCAUCAGAUCCUCUUGCUGCUCAAAAUGCAAUCGAACUUCUCAAAACCAUUGGAGCUUUAGAUGACAUGGAGGAGCUUACUCGUCUUGGCAUGUACCAGAAAGCGCGCCAUGAUAUUCAUCUUCCGAUGGCGAUAAUAUCCCCUGGAGGCUCCAAUAAUUGCCUGUUAUCUCGCCUCAGAGCCCUAAUAAAACAACAGAGACUCGUCCAUGCAUUGUCUGAAGGAGGAUUGCAAGCUCAAUUUCACACUAAAAUGGUGCCAGACUCGGUUCCUGACAAAGGCUGCAUUGAUAUGUCAAAAUGGAAAAAGUUGGAUUCGAGGAACCUUGGGAUAAAACCCUCCAUGGUUUCGCAACCCUCUUGGAUUGUCUUAAAAAUUCUUCAGAGUGAAGGGUUUGAAGCCUACUUAGUGGGUGGAUGUGUCAGAGACUUGAUCCUCAAAAGAAUACCUAAAGACUUCGAUGUGAUCACUACAGCUAAUCUUAAACAGAUCAAGAAGCAAUUUUAUCGUGCAGAAAUUGUUGGACGACGAUUCCCUAUAUGCAGGGUGCAUGUUAAAGGUUCUGUCAUUGAGGUGUCCAGUUUUGAAACGGUGGCAAAACAUGCUGGAAAAAAGGAAGCUGAUUCCCCUUGUAGGCCACCUGGCUGUGAUAAGAAAGAUUUCAUCCGUUGGAGAAACAGCAUGCAUCGGGACUUCACUAUUAACAGUUUAUUCUUUGAUCCUUUUGCAAAUAAGAUCUAUGAUUAUGCCAAUGGAAUGGCGGACUUGAGGUCCUUAAAGCUACGGACGUUAGGCUCUGCCAAGUUGUCAUUUGAAGAGGAUUGCGCACGAAUCUUGCGGGGUUUAAGAAUCGCUGCUCGUCUGAGUUUGUCAAUAUCAAAAGAAACUGAGACUGCGAUGCAUCGGCUUUCUUCAUCCAUUUUAAAGUUGGAUAAGUCCAGAAUAAUGAUGGAGUUGAACUAUAUGCUCUCUUAUGGAGCUGCUGAGCCAUCAUUCUGUUUGCUAUGGAGAUUCGAUCUACUCAAAAUUCUACUUCCCUUUCAUGCAGCAUACUUUGAUCAGCAGAGCAAAAAUAUGAAAACUGCUCAGAGUUCCACGAUGUUGACGAAGCUUUUCUCUAGUUUGGAUAAAGUGCUUAGCUGUGAUCGACCUUCUGAAUCCACUUUAUGGGUCGGACUGUUGGCAUUUCACCUUGCACUAGUCAAUAACCCACAAGAUGCUCUUGUAGUGUUGACUUUUGCUUCUGUCCUGUAUCAUGAAGAAUGGGAAGAUGGUGUUAAAUUUUCCAGAGACAAUGCUGAAGGGAUCGUUAAUUAUGUACCUGAGAUCUUAUGCUCAUCUGAAUUUAAAUCAGACAAAGAACUUGCAAAAGAAGUUUCCCAGUUAGCUUCUUUUGUGCUAGAUUCUAUUUCCACUUUAACUGCAACAGAGAGUCUUAUUGAAUCAAUGUCCAGAUAUCCUCUUUUCCCAUGCUCUGGGUUGGAGGUAACCCUUGUAGUGGUUCUUCUUAAAAUGUUCGUUGGAGUGCUUGUAUUUGUACCAAAGAAAAUGGCUGAAGAGGUUGCUGAAAUUUUUAAAGGGCUGGUGAACAUCAAAUCUUACAAUAAAGGAAGGAAGAGUUUUCAGAUUGAUUACCACUCACUUGGGAAAGGCUAUUUGAGUGAGGUUAGGUUUGUUAUUGGAAAAGUUAUUUUAGAAACCAUGAACAGUGGGAUUUUGCAAGGGAAGGAAGUUGUUCAGGAGUUGGACUGCCACCUGCUGCAGGAGAACGUUAAAAAUUACAAUAAGGGUAGAAAACGUAGCCUUAUACCAGAUACCCCUGAAGUAAAACAAGAGAUGUCCAAGAAACUGAAGUUGAAAGAACAGAAAUGCAAUCUGUUCAAGCAAGAUACAGCUAUCGUUAAGCAAGAGGUCGUUGAAUUGUGUCAAGCACCUCAGAGAGAGUUAAUUGCAGUUCUGGGAAAUAUGUUGGAGAAGAGAAAAUGUCAGUUACCGGAAGAGGAGGGGAUUAAGAAAAAUCAGGAGCUUUCUGAGGAUGAGAAGUUCCAGAAUAAGGGAGAGAAGAAGAUGUACUUGAAGACGAUAGAGAAGCUGCAGGAAUGUAUGCCACCUGAUAUGGCUACCAAACAGCAAUUAAACAAAGUUAAGAAGCAUAAUUCAAGUCAGGAUAAUUCAAGUCAGGUGGAUACCAUUAAGCUGAAAAACAUGUUUCAGAAGAAAACACAGAAAGUGAUCAGUGAGGAGAUUGUGGAAGACAGACAAGUAACAGACAAGGGGAAAGGCAGUCUACCUCCGUUACCUAGUGUCGUCAGCAGUGAGGAGAUUCAGAAACGCAAACAAGUAGCAGACAACAAGAAAGGCGGUCUACCUCGACUAUCUAGUCUCUUUAAGAGAUAA